This is a messenger RNA of Cynocephalus volans (Philippine flying lemur), 2346 nucleotides long. Its product is annotated as heat shock factor protein 2-like. Gene Ontology annotation, biological process: regulation of DNA-templated transcription. Gene Ontology annotation, molecular function: DNA-binding transcription factor activity; sequence-specific DNA binding. Bases 61 to 1611 code for a protein of 516 amino acids. The transcript has a single exon. The record is from RefSeq and is a predicted model, not a curated record. NCBI's taxonomy places the organism in Eukaryota, Metazoa, Chordata, Mammalia, Dermoptera, Cynocephalidae.
ACCGCCGCCGUCACAACCGAGUUCGGGUGUAGAAUUUGGAAUCCCUGCGUCUCCUUAACAAUGAAGCAGAGUUCAAACGUGCCGGCUUUCCUCAGCAAGCUGUGGACGCUUGUAGAGGAAACCCACACCAACGAGUUCAUCACCUGGAGCCAGAAUGGCCAAAGUUUUCUGGUCUUAGAUGAACAAAGAUUUGCAAAAGAAAUUCUUCCCAAGUACUUCAAGCACAAUAACAUGGCAAGCUUUGUGAGGCAACUGAAUAUGUAUGGUUUCCGUAAAGUAGUACAUAUCGACUCUGGAAUUGUAAAGCAGGAAAGAGAUGGUCCUGUUGAAUUUCAGCAUCCUUACUUCAAACAAGGCCAAGAUGAUUUGCUGGAGAACAUUAAAAGGAAGGUUUCAUCUUCAAAACCAGAAGAAAAUAAAAUUCGUCAGGAAGAUUUAACAAAAAUUAUGAGUAGUGCUCAGAAGGUUCAAAUAAAACAAGAAACUAUUGAGUCCAGGCUUUCUGAAUUAAAAAGUGAGAAUGAGUCUCUUUGGAAGGAAGUUUCAGAAUUAAGAGCCAAGCAUGCACAACAGCAACAAGUUAUUCGAAAGAUUGUCCAGUUUAUUGUUACAUUGGUUCAGAACAACCAACUAGUGAGUUUAAAACGGAAGAGGCCUCUACUUCUAAAUACUAAUGGAGCCCAAAAGAAGAACCUGUUUCAGCACAUAGUUAAAGAACCAGCUGAUAAUCACCAUCAUAAAGUUCCACACAGUAGGACUGAAGGUUUAAAGCCGAGGGAGCGGAUCUCAGAUGACAUUAUUAUUUAUGACGUUACUGAUGAUAAUGCAGAUGAAGAAAGUAUCCCCGUUAUUCCAGAAAGUAAUGAGGAUGUUAUAUCUGAUCCCUCGAACCAGUACCCUGAUAUUGUCAUUGUUGAAGAUGACAAUGAAGAUGAGUAUGCACCUGUUAUUCAGAGUGGAGAUCAGAGUGAACCAGCCAGAGAAUCCCUGAGUUCAGUCAGUGAUGGCAACAGCCCUCUGAUGUCUAGUGCCAUCCAGCUAAAUGGCUCAUCCAGUCUGACCACAGAAGACCCUGUGACCAUGAUGGAUUCCAUUUUGAAUGAUAACAUUAAUCUUUUGGGAAAGGUUGAGCUGUUGGAUUACCUUGACAGUAUUGACUGCAGUUUAGAGGACUUCCAAGCCAUGCUGUCAGGAAGACAGUUUAGCAUAGACCCAGAUCUCCUUGUUGAUUCUGAGAAUAAAGGAUUAGAAACUACCAAGAACAAUGUUGUUCAGCCAGUUACAGAAGAGGGAAGAAAAUCUAAAUCCAAACCAGAUAAGCAGCUUAUCCAGUACACUGCCUUUCCUCUUCUUGCAUUCCUUGAUGGGAACCCUGCUUCCACUGUUGAACAGGGGAGUACAACAGCAUCAUCAGAAGUUAUGUCUUCUGUAGAUAAACCCAUAGAAGUUGAUGAGCUUCUGGAUAGCAGCCUGGACCCAGAACCAACCCAAAGUAAGCUUGUUCGCCUGGAGCCAUUGACUGAAGCUGAAGCUAGUGAAGCUACAUUGUUUUAUUUAUGUGAACUUGCUCCUGCACCUCUGGAUAGUGAUAUGCCACUUUUAGAUAGCUAAAUCCCCAAGAAGUGGACUCGACAUGUAUAUAUUCAUCAAAAUGAUGAACUAUUUAUUUUAAAGUAUCAUUUGGUACUUUUUUUUUGUAAAUUGCUUUGUUUUGUUUAAUCAGAUACUGUGGAAUAAAAACACCUUUUGCUUUUCUCACAACCACACUUGCAAAGCUUUCAAAAUGUUACUCAGCUACAUAGGUACACAAGAUUUAAUGCACAUUAUUGGCAUAUCUUUAAGUUGAAUUCAAAUGGCCAUUUUUCUCCAAUUGCAGUAAAUUGGAUUUCUUUUUUAUAAAUAUGACCAUUAACCCCAGUUAAACCUUUUCUGUUUGUUUAACUUGUUUGAUGCUGUCUGUUUUCAUUGAGUGUAAUUCACUAGUACUAAUUGUAGAAGUCCUAAAGCUUUCUCUGCUCCAGUUACUUUUAUUAAAUAUUUUUCACUUAGCUUAUUUUUAAAACUGGGAACAUAAAGUGCCUGUAUCUUGUAAAACUUCAUUUGUCUCUCUUUGUUCGGAGAAUUUCCUUUAUGUUCAGAAAAGUUCAUUCAUGUUCAGUAGGAACGGCAAAGUGUACAUGAGUGCUUAAUGUUUGAUAUGGUUCCAGCCCCAUGUACAUAGAAAGAAGGGAGCAGAUGGGAUGGUGUCAACUCCAUCCACUUAGUUGGACUAGUUUUAAGUAAAAGUUUUCUGGUUUGUUUGUGUUUUUUUGAACCAUACUAUUUAGUAAAAUAAAAAUAAUGAAU